This is a messenger RNA of Eublepharis macularius, 3614 nucleotides long. It is a transcript of the gene MYB, whose product is annotated as MYB proto-oncogene, transcription factor. Gene Ontology annotation, biological process: regulation of DNA-templated transcription. The transcript is spliced from 16 exons. Gene Ontology annotation, cellular component: nucleus. The coding region runs from base 32 to 2311 and encodes 759 amino acids. Lineage: Eukaryota; Metazoa; Chordata; Lepidosauria; Squamata; Eublepharidae. The record is from RefSeq and is a predicted model, not a curated record. Gene Ontology annotation, molecular function: RNA polymerase II cis-regulatory region sequence-specific DNA binding; DNA-binding transcription factor activity, RNA polymerase II-specific.
UUUCGCCUUUCCCCCAGUGACUAAUGCAAGGAUGGCCAGGAGACCUAGGCACAGCAUCUACAGUAGUGAUGAUGAAGAUGAAGAUAUUGAGGUCUAUGAUCAUGACUAUGAUGGUCUGUUGGCCAAGGGCGGAAAACGUCAUUUAGGAAAAACCAGGUGGACCCGGGAAGAGGAUGAGAAGCUAAAGCAACUUGUGGAGCAGAAUGGCACAGAAGAUUGGAAAGUUAUUGCCAAUUUCCUUCCUAAUCGGACAGAUGUGCAGUGUCAGCAUCGGUGGCAGAAGGUACUAAAUCCAGAACUUAUCAAGGGCCCUUGGACGAAAGAAGAAGAUCAGCGGGUGAUAGAGCUCGUGCAGAAAUAUGGCCCCAAGCGUUGGUCUGUCAUCGCCAAACACUUGAAAGGAAGGAUCGGGAAACAAUGCAGGGAGCGGUGGCAUAACCAUUUGAAUCCAGAAGUUAAAAAAACCUCCUGGACAGAAGAAGAAGAUAGAAUAAUUUACCAGGCGCACAAGAGGCUGGGAAACAGAUGGGCAGAAAUUGCAAAGUUGCUGCCUGGACGAACUGACAACGCAAUCAAGAACCACUGGAAUUCUACAAUGCGUCGAAAGGUUGAACAGGAAGGUUAUCUUCAAGAGUCCUCCAAAGCCAGUCAGCCUUCAGGAGCUUCCAGUUUUCCGAAGAGUAACCAUUUAAUGGGCUUUACCCCUACUCCGCCUUCUGUGCAGCUGCCAGAAGCUACUCAGACCCCAGCUACAAAUGACUACUCCUAUUAUAUUUCUGAGACACAAAAUGUCUCUGCUCAGAUUCCGUAUCCAGUAGCACUGCAUGUAAAUAUUGUUAAUGUUCCCCAGCCAGCUGCUGCAGCUAUUCAGAGACACUAUAAUGAUGAAGACCCUGAGAAAGAAAAGCGAAUAAAGGAAUUAGAGUUGCUACUAAUGUCGACUGAGAAUGAACUGAAAGGGCAGCAGGCGUUACCAACACAGAACCACACAUCAGGUUACCCAGGGUGGCACAGCACCACCAUUGUGGACAAUACCAGAACUGGUGGAAACAGUGCACCCAUUUCCUCUUUGGGGGAGCAUCACCAUUGCACUCCAUCUCCACCUGUGGACGAUGGCUGCUUGCCAGAAGAAAGUGCCUCCCCUGCAAGGUGCAUGAUCGUUCACCAGAGUAACUUCUUGGAUAAUGUUAAGAAUCUCUUAGAAUUUGCAGAAACACUUCAGCUAAUAGAUUCCGAUCCUUCAUCAUGGGGUGAUUUCAGCAGUUUUGAAUUCUCUGAAGAAGCAGACACUUCGCCUGGCCGAGCUCCCUCAGGCAAAGCCCCACAGCUUCAGGAAACAGAAACGAGUGCAUAUAGGCCCGAAGGACAGCCUUUCUCAAACUGGAGCAAAACCAUGUUGAGUCAGGAGUGCCUGGGCUUGCCAAAGUCCUUGACUGCCUCACAAUGCAGCACAGUUCCGUUGGUCAUUCUGCGCACAAAGAGGCUGCAUCCCAGCCACUUAGCCAGUGGCCAUAAUAAGUCCUUCCUAUUUUCUGAUGUCAGCAACUCAGCUCCUAAGCGCUCCCCUGUCAAAAGCCUGCCAUUCUCUCCCUCGCAGUUCUUGAACACCUCAUCCAGCCAAGAAAGUCUAGACUUGGCCAAUCCUAUGCUAACGUCCACUCCACUCUGUACUCAUAAAGUUACAGUUUCAACUCCCCUUUACAGAGACCAAGCAUUUAAGGCACAAAAGGAAAAUAACAUUUUCAGAACUCCGGCUAUCAAGAGAUCAAUAUUGGAGAGUUCUCCAAGAACACCCACUCCAUUUAAAAAUGCACUUGCAGCUCAAGAAUUCAAAUAUGGACCCUUAAAGAUGCUGACGCCAGGUCAUCUUGGAGAUGAGCUGCAGGAUGUUAUCAAACAAGAGUCUGAUGAAUCUGGUAUUGUCGCUGGCCUAAGUGAAAGUGGAUCCCCUUUGCUGAAGAAAAUCAAGCAGGAGGUGGAGUCUCCAACAGGUAAAUCUAGAAACUUCUUCUGUUCAAACCAUUGGGAAGGGGAAGGUCUGAACACACAGCUUUUCACAUAUACAUCUACUGUGGAAGAUGUACCGAAUCUGCUUACCAGUUCCGGUUUAAAGAUGCCUCCAUCAGAAGAAGAGGAGAAUGCUCAUAAAUUAUUUGCAUUGCAUAGAAAUAGAUCAUCAGGUAGCCCACUUCAGCAUUUUAGCAACACAUGGGAUUCAGCAUCCUGUGGAAAGACAGAAGACCAGCUGACCUUCUCUGAUCCAGGACGCAAAUAUAUGAAUACUUUCUCAACUAGAACUCUGGUCAUGUAAACGGUCUUCCAGUGAGCAUUAUGUUUUCUUUUCAAAACACUUCCAGCUAAUUUAGGAUUUACCAUUCCUAUUUAGGAAACCUUUUUGUGAAUGGGAGAAAAGCCUUUUUUUGUUGUUGUGGUACAACAUUUGGGAGCAGCACAAAGUGCAUAUAAUCACAAAAGCAUAUAUCUAUCUAUCUAUCUACUCAGGUUGGAUUUCACCCAACUUUAAAAAAAGUCUGUUUAGUAAUGAAGCUUGCCUAAAUUAUUAGGUACUGAGUUUGAUGCGAUUAAUAAUGUGAAGUCAGAUUUUUUUUUUUAAAAAAAAAAUGAUUUUUAAAAUGAUUUUAAAAUAUUGGAGAUCGAAUGCACCAGUAUUAAUUCAGUGAGGAGUUCCCUGCCAGUGAGUAAGUUUUACAAGAUGUUCUUUUCUUUUUUAAGAGCUGGCACUCAUCCACCAUUUAUUUUAAAUCACUGAAUAACUGUCUUGACAUAAAAUUCUACAAGAAAAGCAUUACUACCAAUGCUCAUUUAAGAGAUGGUGGAGGGGUGGGAGAUUAUAGCAAGAUGGCAGAUGUUUGCACAUCUGUACCAUUUGAAGUAUGGUUCCACUCAUUAGAGGAGGGCUAGGCUUGUUUAUUAUACAUGUGUGUGAUCUGUUGAGUUUUUUUAAAAAAAUAGCUUGCUUUUAAAAAUUAUUACUGUAUGAAACAUAGUUUUAUGAGAACAAAUUAUAUUUUUAUUCAGUAAUUUAAUUUUGUAAAUGCCAAAUGGAUUCUGUGGGUUUGUUUUGUUUUGCUGCUAUACUUUUACAGCAUGUAGAUAGCCUACUAGUGGGAAAAGGGCCAUAAAGGGGUAUAAGAGAAAGAAAGGAAAAAAGUGGAGGCUAGCUAACUUAACUAUGCACUAGCGUUUCUGAAACAUGAUUUCAUUUCCUCACUUUUACAAGCAAUACUUUGAAACACUGGUUGUUUUUGGGAGAUUUUAUGUACAUGUCUGUGUGUAUUCUGACUACUUUGUAACAGGAAGAAUUGCAAAUUACAUACAUUUGGGAGAUCAGAACUUGCUUGUGUCUUCUGUUUUCUACUGUUUUGUCUUCAUAUUCCCUAAUUUGGAUUUCAUACACAAAAUCCAUUUUUUAAAAGUAUGGUCCUUUGGACUGCCAUCUCCAACCUUGACGAAUUCUAAGAGAAGGUUGUUUCUUUUUCUAGCUUUGCUGCCUUAACAAAUAGAAUUAGGUGCAGCCCUGAUCUGCACUUAACAUUUUUAUAAUACACUGUACUGCCUUGUAGAUAAAUAAAGCGUGUCAUUUUGUAAAAAUU